AUGUCUGGCUAUGAUGGACCGGGUCAAGCAGGGCUCAUAAAGUUUGAACCUCCUGCCAUCGACAAUCAGGUGUUCUACGGUAGUUUUCCUCCCACUCCGUAUGAUCAUCACCCUCUUCUCCAACCUGGAAACCCACAGGAAGCCGACUUCCAGUACAUAGCUGGAAACGACUAUAUCUCCGAGAAGAGCUUUCCUGGCAAUGGCCCUUGUGCGGAGUCUAGAGAUGUGAAAGAUGGGGACGUGAGAGUGGCCAAUGCGCAUCACCAGCGCAUCCCCUCAUCUCAGAGUAUUCAAACUCUCCCCCGCAAACGCAAGGCUUCGACUGAGGACGAGUACGAUCUACCAGCCCAGAAGAGAGCAGUCCUUGCCCAAGUUCACGUCCAGGACCCCAACGGUGACUACUACGACAUUAGCGGUCAAACAUCCCCUUAUUCUCCAUUCGUGCCGACCCCUACUGGCAGCGCCGGCAUUCCUAGCUGCGUUAGCCAUGGCGCGUCUCCCAGACCCUCUGGUCAUCACUAUUCAACUUCAACUGCAUCUCAGGUGUCGUUGGCUGCUCCUUCUCCAAACACGCCUGCUUUCAGUCCAUCCUUCACCACUGUCAAGAGUGAGCAGAGCCCUGCUGCGCCCAUGACUCCCAUUCCCCGUCCAACCACAAGUUCUCCUUUGAAGUCGUCAGUGCCCAAGCUGGUGCGGACCUCGACCAUGCAGCCCUCACCAACAGCUUCUUGCUCCACGAUAGCUAUUGGACAAACGCAGACCUUCAAUCCAUAUACGUUGUCCAACCUCAAGGCUAAUCUCAAGCUGAAAGGAGACUUGGACAGUAUGAAAGAAGACUGGACUGCAGAAGAGAAGGACGCUCGUCGGCGUCUCGUCGUGUUCGAACGAGAACAGUCUGGCAGCACUAUUACGGCGAGCUUCAAACCAGUCACUCCCCAGGAUCGCCAGGCCAGCAGCAUUUGCAUCAGCUGUAUCUGGUGGAAAGAGAAGAACGAGUUCUAUGUCACCUCGGUUGACACCAUUUAUCUUCUCGAAGCCCUGGUCGGGGUUCGUUUCACUGUUGAGGAGAAGAACCGAAUUCGUCGCAACCUCGAAGGCUUCCGCCCUUUGACUGUUUCCAAGGCUCGACAGGACAGCGAGGAAUUCUUCAAGGUUAUCAUGGGCUUCCCUCACCCAAAGCCACGCAACAUCGAGAAAGAUGUCAAGGUGUUUCCGUGGAAGAUUCUGGCCACCGCAUUGAAGAAGAUCAUUUCCAAGUACUCUGCCAGCUAUUCUUCCACUGCGGCACCACUCCUCACACCUGCUUCGUCUAUGUACGGCGGAGAGGGUUUGACCGAAUAUCAAUAUCCAUCUUCGCCCCAUCCAGAAUACAUGGCCCAUGCCGGGUAUCAGAUGAAUGCCGAGAUGGGAUAUCUCCCCCAAGCUGUCCAGAUGCGCGUCCCUGGACCAGUUGUGACUGGACCACCCGAGCUGCAGUUGCAGGUACCUGAGUACGUCCCUGCCUACGACGUCAAUGGCCAGUACAUCUAUCACAACGGAGUUCCCGUCACCCAAGCUAUGAUGAGCAUGCCUGCCCAUCCGAUGACUGCUCCAGCCUCACGCAUGCCUACCUGGGAAUAUGCCAAUUUUGUCAAUGACAGCCCAGUCACCAUGGCGCCGCAAAGUGCACCACCUACCGCCUACCCACGUGGACCCAUGAUUGAAUCAGCCGAGUUCAUCCCCCAUAUGUACUAUCAACAGCACUAA
Molecule: messenger RNA, 1746 nt
Organism: Fonsecaea pedrosoi CBS 271.37
Lineage: Eukaryota; Fungi; Ascomycota; Eurotiomycetes; Chaetothyriales; Herpotrichiellaceae
Exons: 2
Coding region: 1-1746 (581 amino acids)
Cellular component (GO): nucleus
Source: RefSeq, a predicted model, not a curated record